Molecule: messenger RNA, 5531 nt
Organism: Micropterus salmoides (largemouth bass)
Lineage: Eukaryota; Metazoa; Chordata; Actinopteri; Centrarchiformes; Centrarchidae
Gene: syn1
Product: synapsin I
Exons: 14
Coding region: 430-2427 (665 amino acids)
Biological process (GO): neurotransmitter secretion
Cellular component (GO): synaptic vesicle; synaptic vesicle membrane
Molecular function (GO): ATP binding
Source: RefSeq, a predicted model, not a curated record
UAACUUGACUCUUGUCCAGCCUUACAGGGCAGGCUCCUUUCCCUCAGGAUGACUAGGAGUGACGCAGGGCAGACGAGAAAUACUGGGUCCUGAGGGGAAGAACAGGGAGACAACGGUGGUGAUGCAGGGAGGAACGUAGCUUUAAUUUCACAGGUUCAAGCCCGAUGCACGGCCUUAUUGAUGCCUACACAGAGGACAUGAGAGUCACCUAAACGACGCCUUUUCUGUGAGAGAUAACAAUAAGGCAUAAUCACCUCAUCCUUGGGGCGGAUCAGUUUUGGAUACACUCGCAGGUAACAUUGAUCCCUGUUUCUGCACAUGGAAACGUAGCCUAGUCAUUCCAUUUUCUUACUGAACGCGAAGUUGUAAGUCGCAUCCAGUUGGAGGAUAUUUGGACACCUCUUUCCGUUAUUUCACUAAGUCUCCAUCAUGAACUACCUGCGUCGACGACUCUCGGACAGCAAUUUCAUGUCCAACCUGCCUAAUGGCUACAUGACCGAUCUCCAACGCCCCGAACCGCCGCAGCAAAGCCCCGCAGUGUCGCCAGGGCCGUCGGAGAGGCGCCAGUCCACCAGCCAGCAGCAGCCUAUAGGUGGAGGCUCCGGCUUCUUCUCGUCCAUAUCAAAUGCUGUCAAACAGACCACAGCUGCGGCGGCUGCGACCUUAUCCGAGGCAGCGGACCGGGCAGGAGUCUCCAGCAGUGCCAAGAUCCUCCUGGUUAUCGACGACCAGCAGACCGACUGGGUGAAGGUCUUCAGAGGAAGAAAGGUCCACGGUGAAUUUGACAUCAAAGUAGAACAGGCAGAGUUCUCUGAAAUCAACCUGGUGGCCAAUUCCAUAGGCACCUACAAUGUGGACAUUGAUGCGAUCAGGAAUGGGCACAAGGUUACUAAGUCAUUUAAGCCAGACUUUGUGCUGAUCAGACAGCAUGCCUUCAGCAUGGACAAAAAUGGAGACCACCGGAACAUGGUGAUUGGAUUGCAGUAUGCUGGACUGCCAAGUGUUAAUUCUUUGCACUCGGUCUACAAUUUCUGUGACAAACCAUGGGUGUUUGCGCAGAUGUCUAGACUCCACAAGCAAGUGGGCCCAGAGGAGUUCCCACUGAUAGAGCAGGUUUACUAUCCAAACCACAAGGAGAUGAUCACCUCUCCUCGGUUCCCUGUAGUGAUAAAGAUGGGCCAUGCUCACUCAGGAAUGGGAAAGGUGAAAGUGGACAAUCAAUACGAUUUUCAAGAUAUUGCCAGUGUUGUGGCACUGACCAAGACUUAUGCUACUUCUGAGCCCUUCAUUGAUGCAAAGUAUGAUGUCCGCAUCCAGAAGAUUGGGGACAAUUACAAAGCUUACAUGAGAACAUCAAUUUCUGGCAACUGGAAAACCAACACUGGCUCAUCUAUGCUUGAACAGGUGGCCAUGUCAGACAAAUACAGGCUGUGGGUGGACUCUUGUGCUGACAUCUUUGGGGGGCUGGAUAUCUGUGCUGUGGAGGCUCUACACGGUAAAGAUGGCAAAGACUACAUUAUCGAGGUUGAUGACUGUUCAAUGCCACUGAUUGGGGACCAGCAGGAGGAGGAUCGUGUUCAGAUUGCAGAGCUGGUGGUGUGUAAGAUGAACCAGGCUGUUCCUCGCACUUCAAGCCCAUCCACAGUCCGUGCCACUGCAGGACAGCCAGCACAGAAAGCAGUGUCUCCUCAGCCUGUCUCACAGCCCAGAGUACCACAGGCUCUACAGCGCCCCUCUCCUCAGGGGGGUCCUCAGCAUAGUCCCCCAUCUCAGCAGCGCCCACAGCCUCAAGGCCAACCUCCUGCCCAGGCACAGCAAUCUGCUGCCAGCCCUGCUACCGGUGACCCCAGUGCCCAGGCUAAGGCUAGCCAAGGACCUGCAGCCCAGCCUCGGCCACCAAGUCAGGGAACUCCUCAAGGCCAGAGACCUCCCUCUGGUCAGGGCUCUCCUCAACGAAGCCAGGGAGGUUCACCUCAAGCUCAGAGGCAACAGUCUGUCACUCAGCAGCAGCAGAAACCAUCUGCAGGAGGCCCGGGCCCAAAACCCCCAGCAGGCCAACCACAGCAGCAGAGGCCGGCCCAGCCCCCUAGGCAGCAAUCACAGGGGGGACCACAGCAACAGAGGCCUCCUGGCCAGCAAGGUCGUCCAGGAGCAGCCACUACCCAGCAGCCCCGUCCUGCUGCUCAAGGCCAUGGGGCCCCAGGGGGACGACCACCGCUGCAGCAAAAGCCUCAGCCCCCAAACAAGCCCAGUCAGGACAACCCGACUAUGGGCAGCUCUCCACAACUAAACAAGUCCCAGUCUCUUACCAAUACCUUCAACAUUCCAGAAACCCCAGCGCCACGAGCCAGCCUUAGCCAGGACGAGGUGAAGGCUGAAACCAUACGCAAUCUACGCAAAUCUUUUGCCAGUCUCUUCUCAGACUGAGACGGCAUAAGCCCCCCUACUCUCCUCCUACUGACAGAAAGAUGGACAGGCAAACUGAAGGGCAAGAUUCCCCCAACUGACAAGGACCAACACAAUGCCGCCUCCAAUUCAUGUACAUUGACCCUGAUAUGACAAUGUGCACACUUGAAACCCACUGCCUAAAUUGUUAAAACCUUUUGAAAUGAACAAAAAAGUAGAAUACACAGUAAAUUUAGGCACUGAUGUCUAAAACAUUCCUUGCCUUGCCUCGAGCUUAAGUAAGUCAUCUACUAUUUGUGUCACACAAACAACACCACGCAAAAGCCUGUAUAUGCAUGAACACAUACACAAAAAUAAAGAAACAAAACACAAAACAAACACAAUACUGCUCCCACUUGUUUGUUGGUGCCGUAUAGUCAUUGUGAUCUCUAUGUUAGAAUAACGGUUGGUUUGACGGCCAACCAAAUGAAUUAAGGGACUGUACAAAAAUUAUUGUAGAGGGGACGAGGUAUGAAUCGUAUAUUUGAUUUCAUUAAAAAGCAAGGGUCUCCCCAGUGUUAUUCAACAUCUAAAAAUAAUAUAUUUAUAACAUAAUAAAAUAGUGAAAAUACAGCCACUCUAUUUUUUAAUAAAGAGCUGUUUAAUAAACUGUUACAAUAGCCACAAAAGCUCUGAGCUGAAGGGCUUGUGCACUGCAAUAUUUUCACCCCACUCCAUAUCCUCUGCAUAUGUCAACAGGCCAAUCCAUUGCACACAUUAAACAACAUCUGUUAGAUUUAACUUGUUUUAUGUACCCUCACAAAUAUAAAAUAUUUGCUCUCCCAACAUUUUGACCCCUCCUCCCUGUUACAAUACCCCCCUUUUCUGAACCCCUCCACCCCUAAUAGUUUUUGUACAGUCCCUAACUCAGCACAGCUGCGCACAUAUGAUGUCCAGUGUUAGCUAAUGCGAGAUCUGUUCGAGCUGUUGACCGCUCAUGGUGAUGUCUUAGCUGCAUGUCAACAGGAGGCAAUGGUUGCAUUUUCCAACCCCUGACAUUGGCGCUUGUAACUGUGUUGUCACAUGUAGUUGAAUUAGUUAGCAAAUUAACCUAGUAGGUGUUGUGAGUAUGUUGUUGCUGCCACUUUUCUUCCCAUUUUCAAAAGCCCGAAAGCCCUCCACCUUGAAAGCAUGCCUUACACAGACAAGAACGUCAGAUCAAAUGGAGUUGUCUCAGGGAUGUCCAAUUGAUUGUGACACUUGUAUGUGGGUGAGGGUCUUCCAUUACAGUUUUAUUGUGGUUGUUUACCAGUAAUGAAGGAAAAGCAUGCAUUUUAAUGAGGUAGAAUGUUUUUAUUAUUUCUGAUGCAUUUGCACACAGAGUAAACUGCAAAUAUUAUACUUGAAUACAGUGACACCGACUGAUGUAUAAAGUCUAUAUUUUCAGGUUUAUUCCUCCGCCAGUUGAUAAAGCAACAACUUGGUGUUCUGACUCUUGGGUGCUGCUGUGUCUGGGUAUACAGAUGUGGUAUAUUAGGAUACAGCAUAGGCAGGGUUGGCAACUGUCCAGGUAUAGAAAAUUUUGAUUAUGUACAGACAGUGUCAUUUCAUAUUUGCUUGAUUUCAAAGCAAUGCAAUGUAAAACUUUGGACUGUAAACUAGCUACAAAUUUAAUGGAUGUACAGAAAGUUGGUGGAAUAUGGCAGGUUGAUUUUAGGGUUUAGCAGUUAGUCAGUGCAUUGUGAUUUUGCACUUGAGUAACUCUAACCCUGAGUCUGUAUCAUACAGUGCAUCAGAGUUUCUGCUUUCAUGUAUGCCUCCCGGGUUUUAAACGUGUUGAAAGUCUGUAAGAAGAGGCUAUACAAUACAGAAAUGAAAUAAUGUAAAGGUACAGGAAUGUCAACUGUGCACCUCUGCAGUAGAUUGAACAUUUCCUGCCACACCUCCUUCGUACUGACAACCCUUUCUUUGAUCACUACUCUGAAAAUCCCAGCUGUUACUAAAAAAACAAUUCUGUUUGCAGGCACUAAAAUGUCUUCCAGAAGGAGUGCUUUCCAUUUGAAUGUGGAUGUAGUAUGGCAAUAUCAUGCUUUUUAGAGAAGACCCAAUAGCCAAAAGUAUAAAGGAGUCCUGGUUCCCUUGCAGAUUCUCCAUGCUGCCUGUGUUUGUCAGUCUAUUUGUGUAGCCACAGUGACCCCUUGUGCUCAAUGGUGCAUAAAUGUGUGAAUGUUGUUCUGUAACUGUCAAACCAAAUAGAUGUGUUGUACAGAGCUCUGAGUGAUGCAGAUUGUCACCUUUUUCCCUUGCUGCUAUUUGUGCUGUUGAUAUUAUAUAUCUCUUUAAGUUUUUCUUGUUUUUCUUCCUUUCCCUUUCAAAGUAGGGAUUUAUUUGGUUUAAAUUAUUUUGUACAUGCUUAAUUUUUUUCUAUGACACAAAACUAUCUGGGGCUUGUAAAAGUUUAUGCAUUAGUGAUUUAGGGCUUCAUUUUGAAAUUUUAAAGUCACUCAGUGUGAGUACAUGGCUUUCAGAUUCAUCGUGGCACAGCCUAUUACCAAGAGAAUCAGUAAGAGCCUUGUGUAAUUGUUACUGAGUGUGUAAUUUAUAAAAAUGAGCCAUCACAAUUAGCAUGGAUGGUUAACUUUGAAAAAUGUCAUUCUGUCACUCAGAGGCCUCCUGGCCAUAUUAAGACAUACCAUUUACCAUGGCACCUCCUGAGAAGUGGGAAAUAGUUUUAUGUAUUUAUGUUUUAUAUUCACAUUUAUUUCUUUUGAAAAGUUUACAUUAUUUAUGGUGAAUAUAUUUGACAGUGAAUGUACGUUUUAUUUUGUUACAGGUAGUUUGAUAGAUUGUUUUCUAAAUGCAUUGUAUAAUCAUUGUGAAAAGAUUAAAUCCUUACAAAUCUGAGUGGAACUGAUUGUCAGUCGAUGCCUGCCUGAAUCAUAAAUGUAAGUGCAAGAAUCAAAAAGCUGAGGUUUUUGUCAAUCAAAAAACAAGAUACUACAUAAUGUAAAUCAUGGUGGAUUAUUGAAUUAAAUGUAAAAAAAAAAAAAUAGAUUUGAUGUUAUAUGCAAUGUAGCUAUAUUAUGUGAAAAUGAGUGUGUUAUUAGAACAUGCACAUGUCUAAUAAAGUCUAUGAUCAACAAUGA